Xyrichtys novacula (pearly razorfish) is the source of this 6376-nucleotide messenger RNA. Lineage: Eukaryota; Metazoa; Chordata; Actinopteri; Labriformes; Labridae. The record is from the annotation of a GenBank genome assembly.
AUGACUACCUCCCGUACAGUCAUUUGUUUGCUGAGAAAUGACCUCCGACUGCACGACAACGAGGUAAGAAUGUGGAUUUGUCACGAGCCCAUGUAGUCGUGUAUUGUACGUUACGUUGCUGAUAAAGCCUGUAAAAUGCUCAAUUGAAUUAUCUUUUCAUGAAUGACUGCACAACGUGACCCAUUUGCUGUAAUAUCGCUGCAAUAAAGAGAAAGUGUCUUUAGGAAUUAUUUUGGACUCUUAUCAUGCUAUUUCUGUUUGCAAGUAAGAUCUGUAGUCAAACAUCCGGGUAUGGGACCUUCACAAUAAAAGCUUCGAUAGGCUCAUGACAAGACUUCAUACAUUUGUCGAAGGAAGCUGUAACAUGAAUUUCACGUCCGAAUAAUUUCAUAGGGUUCAUCUAGUCUAAAAUUUAGUAAGCCUUGAGCUAUGAAAAAGUAUUACAAACUUUGAGUUUGUCAGCUCAACUUUUUGACCUACACACGACUUCUGGUCGCAUUUACCAAAAUAAAGGUCGAAUUUUCACUUUGAAAUUAGAGGAAGAUAAUGCUCUAAAACUUUUCUGUGUCACUCAAAUAUGACACUGGUAAAGUGUAUUCAACACAAGCUGAUUUCUUUUAUUAAUGUUAAAGUGUUUGUAUUUUUUAAGUGUUUUAGAUCCAUUAAAAUCAGAAUAUUUUAUGUGUCCCGGGGAAAUUCAGUCAUUACACUUGCGCUUGAAAAUAUGAAUAUGAAUAGAAGAAUUGUUAAACAAAUGAAGUUAGAUUUAACAAGAAAUUACAACAGUCAGUUCAAAUUACAGACUAUUAGGAAAAAGGCAAUUAAAAACACACUGUGUGUUUCAGAAUUAAGCUAUGUACAAGCAGGGAGAGUAGUGAGUCAAGUAUAACACCAGUUUGUAGUCUUGCACUGUAAGAUAUUGCAGAAGAUUGUACAGUAAAAUAGAGUAUUGUACAGUGUGGCGUAACAAACAAUGUAUUGUCAGUAUCGCGCUCUUAGAUUAUUUAACUUUUAACCAGUUUACAAUCAGAUUGCACAGUUGAAUGUCAUUACAUGUAGUGGUAAGUCACUAUGUGAGAAUCAAUUUCAGAGACAGACAGAGUGUAUGACUCUCAAAGGGAAAUGUAAUAAAGUUUGAUGGCCACAGGCAUGAAUAUCUUCCUGUGACGCUCUGUGGUGCAUUUAGUGGGAAUGAGUCUAGCACUGAAUAUGCACGUCAUUGAGUGGGUGAUGGAUGCCGUCCAAGAGUACUUGGACAGCAUCACAAAAUCAAAUAUGUUUAUGUUUUGGCUGUCAUGAUCAUGUAUUGGAAUGAGUUUUGAUGAUUUUAUGUGACUUAAACUUUGUGUCUUUUGCAGCUUUUCCACUGGGCUCAAAGAAAUGCAGAGUAUGUAGUGCCACUGUACUGCUUUGACCCCAGGCAUUAUGUGGGAACUUACAACUACAACCUACCAAAGACCGGGCCUUUCCGGCUGCGCUUCUUACUGGAGAGCAUCAGAGACCUCAGAAACACUUUGAUGAACAAGGGCAGGUAACAAUGCUGUUGUGUUUCAACUGAUCCUACAGUAUACCACUGGUCUUUAUGUAGAUAUUGCUUUAUUUACACUGGCACUCUCUUCAUCUCUGUAAUAGUACUCUUUCAACACGGUUGAGAAGUGAUUAUGAUCUUCUUUAUUAUGUUCUGCUCGGUUUAGACCUCACUCUAAGCUCUCUAGGACCAGAGUGAUACUGAUAUGUUAAUGUAAUUGACCGGAACUUGUGGUGUAUUUGUGUAUGUGUGUGUGACAGCAAUCUGGUGGUGAGACGGGGUAAGCCAGAAGUGGUGGUUGCUGACCUCAUCAAGCAGCUGGGCUCUGUCAGCACUGUGGCUUUCCAGGAAGAGGUACCUUCACGUAGUCUUGUCUUGUUUUAAUUAUCGCUGAGUACAUUUUUCUUGUAAUUUAAACACAGUGUUGCUGUCAUGCAUUUCUGUUUUAAGGUAACUUCAGAGGAACUGAACGUGGAAAAACGAGUGAAGGAUGUGUGUGCGCAGAUGAAGGUCAAAGUUCACACCUGCUGGGGGUCUACGCUGUACCACAGAGAUGAUCUGCCAUUUCCUCACAUGUCCAGGUUAGAGAAGAUAUGUCCAGCUCUCGACUAAGCAUCCAAACUCUCUCUAAUAUCCUGAUUUCUGUUCUGGCACUCUGAAUGUCUUUUAAAUAUUUCCUCUUUGUUUAUUUGUUAGGCUGCCAGAUGUGUACACACAGUUCAGAAAGGCAGUAGAAACCCAGAGCAGGGUGAGACCUUUGCUCCCCACACCUGAGCAGCUGAAGCCUCUCCCCCAGGGGCUGGAUGAGGGAGCCAUUCCUACAGCUGAGGACCUGCAACAGACAGGUAAAUAAUCCAGAAGACAUGUCAGAAACUGUACCUUAGAUAAUAUUGGGUUCAAGCUUUCAAGAAAUAUUACUGUCCUAAAAUAAACAACACAUGCUCUGAAUCAUAAAUCCCUGCUUACUGUGCAUUUAUCAGCGAUGCUGCCUAACGAAAAUUAUUGUGUGAAGGUUAAAAGGACCCUACAGCUAUUUAGCAUAUUAUAAAACAGUAUUGUUUAUUAUGCAGAGUUCUGCUAAUACACCAACACUCUGUUUUGAAGUUCAGAUUUAUGAAUCUAGUAGAGUUUAACACAGCACAGAUUAUACACAGAGCAAGAACUGACCCUCCAACUUAUUUUCAGAAACAAAAUAAUCAGAGAGGGUUUUCAAAGUUAACGAGGAAACCUGAAGACACUCUGCGUGAGUGUGCAACAAUUUGUGGGGUAGAUUGGUGGAUCAGUUUGAACAUGGACCUCAAAAAUAACAGCAAUGUCUUUGAAACGUUUUAAAACUAUAAAUGGUGUUAGAUUGUGACAGCCGGUCACAAAUUUCUGUGUUAGUUUUUAUCACCUCUGUUUUAAAUAAAUCAAAGUCUGUUAAAUCCAGAUUUAUAUAUCUUGUGCAGAUAUCAGAUCUUUGAGUUUUCUGUUUUGUUCUUGUAACACCAAGAUAAAAUCACACACAUCCUUUCUAUGCUAUGAUUUUUAUGUGAUUAUUCCACGUGCUUAUCAGAUUGGCUUUUCAGUUAAGCGUCUUUACAUGCUGUUUGCAAAUGGGAGGCAUAAAAUGCUCAUUUUAUGCAGCGCCUUUAUUGAGUCAAACCACAUUGCUUGCAUUUUAGAAUUCAAAAGGCGAACUGCUGAGCACAGAUUUCCUCAUUAAGUGCCGCAGAACAGGCACAGCGAUUUCCACCUAUAUGAUUAAGCUUUUAUGGUUGUCUGUGUCUAAAUGUGCACUGGGGAGCAGUUGAUGUGUAUGAAAUGAGUCUGACGCUGAAUUGCUGCUCUUGUUAUUUUCUCAUAGAGCCUGUGAAUGAUCCCCGCUCAGCCUUCCCCUGCAGUGGCGGUGAGAGUCAGGCUCUGGCUAGACUCAAACACUAUUUCUGGGAUACUGUACGUCCAACAUCCACCACUUAUAUGAAGUAGCUGUUAGUAUAAUUGCAAUAAACUCAAUCUCUGAGUGUUAUAAAUUCUGAAUGUGUUUUGUUCUCAAGGAUGCAGUUGCAACUUACAAGGAGACUCGUAAUGGCUUGAUCGGUGUGGAUUACUCCACUAAAUUUGCACCCUGGUGAGUGUUAUUGUACUGUUGAUUUCACUGCCUGCUAGAGUUUAUUGCUCUAUGUAAGUCAUUCCUAUAAAUACAUCACUGACGCUGCUCCACUUGCAAACCUGCAGGCUGGCGAUGGGUUGCAUUUCACCCAGGUAUAUAUAUCAUCAGAUCCAGCAGUAUGAGAGGGAGCGAACAGCCAAUCAGAGCACAUACUGGUGAGUCUGGAGUUAAACAGGACUAGUAAAAGUAAAUGUGUGAUGCACAAAAAAAGGUUGAUGCUUUGAUUGGAAUCAGACUUUAACAUUACAUUUAGAAUGCUCUUGCUGUAGCUUUUUCUGUAUGUCUACAAUGUUUUUAAAGUGGAUUUUUAAUGGUUAAACCAUCAUAUUUGCAGUGUCAUGUAUAUUCUAUUGUAGGAAAUAUAUGUUGACUUUCUGAUUAUCCUCUCUGGUGUCUUUCAGGGUCAUUUUUGAACUUCUAUGGAGAGAUUACUUCAAGCUUGUGGCUGUCAAAUUUGGCAACAGACUGUUUCAAAUCGAAGGUAAAGAAUUUCCAAGACUGCAACUCCAAAACAACUUACAUACUUUACAUAUGAAUGUAAACUCAGGCUGGAUUUUUACUCUAGGGCUUCAAGACAAAUCAGUGCCAUGGAAAACGGACAUGAAGCUUUUCAAUGCAUGGAAAGGUUUGCAUUAUUUAUUCCUUUUUGUCAUUAAAAUUUACUUAAUUUUAUAUCAGGGUUUGUCUUUGAGAGAUGUGUUCAAGGUUCAAGAAAUUCAAAGUUCAGUGGACGACCAGAUAAAAUACAUCAAGACAAAGCAAAAUCGAUGGAAAUCACAACAAGAUGCAAACACAGACAGCAAGUCAGACGUUAAAAUGAACUUUAAAUACAGUUUACUAAAUCAUGAAGCAGGGGAAAUAUGCUGGCUGGAUCAAAUGAAAUCACCAGUCUUCUACUAGGUGAAUCCAUAUUGAAAGUGAGAGUUUUUAGUGACAUAAACUUUGAUAUUUAUUGUUACAGAAGGACGAACUGGAGUACCCUUUGUGGACGCCAACAUGAGAGAACUGGCCAUGACAGGCUUCAUGUCCAACAGGGGGCGGCAGAACGUUGCAAGUUUCCUCACAAAAGACCUGGGCCUGGACUGGAGGAUGGGAGCUGAGUGGUUUGAGUAUCUUCUGGUAAGCAGAAAAGUCCAGGUGUCAGCAUGACUUUCAUACAGUGAAGUGCUACUUUUAAGACAUAAUCAUGCAAGUUACUAUUUCAGUUAUGACAAUAAGAUAUCUUUCUGGCCCCUUUAGUGAUUUUUAUUUUUGUUUAUAGGUGAUUGUUUUGAUCUCAUCAUAGUCUGCUCUCUUUUAAAGAUUGACCACGAUGUCUGCAGCAACUAUGGCAACUGGCUGUACAGUGCUGGCAUAGGAAAUGACCCCAGAGAGAACAGGAAGUUCAACAUGAUUAAGCAAGGCCUUGACUACGACAAUAACGUAUGUCUGAAAAAAUUGUGACAUCUUUUUUCUGCCUUUUUUUCAUUGUUGGCAAAAUUGUAGAGUCAUUCUGUAGUUCUUGAUAGCACUGCUGUCACAAGAUGUUGAUGAAACUUGCACAAGUGUUUGAAGAGCUUUGUCACUGAUUGAGUAAAUCAACGAUUCCCUGUGUUGCUGCUUCAGGGUGACUAUGUGAGACGGUGGGUCCCUGAGCUGCAGAGCAUCAGGGGAGCAGAUGUGCACACACCCUGGACCCUCAGCACUGCCGCACUGUCACGCGCCCAAGUGUCCCUCGGUGAGACAUACCCCACCCCCAUCGUCAUGGCGCCUGAGUGGAGCAGACAUGUUAACAAGAAGCCGGUGGGUGUUUUGAGAAAAAAGAGAAGUUUUUAGUAUGAAUGUGUGCUGCUGGUGUAAUAGCGUUUAUACUAUAACAUUCAAAACUAAAGUGAAGGGAAGCAGGUACUGACAAAAAUUAACUGGUGGUUUCUAAACCUUUUACAACAAGGAAGUUCAGAUUAGUUUAAUUUCACUUCUGGACGAGUCAUGGGUUUUCUGAACUUCCUUCAUGAUCUAACCUGAAAAAAAUAUACAAUCCAUAGGGUCGACUCAUUAAAAAAUUUCUCAGAAACUUUGUUGAUUCCAGACCUAGUAAGUUCUAUUUGCCAAUAGCGUCAACAAAACCUCAUCUUGCAGAAUAAAAAAAAAAUCUUUUUUGGCCGCAUUAAGGAACUAUUAGCAGGUCAGAUUCAUUUUUUGACUGAACCACAAAAUAACCUUUAAAAAAGAAAAGGUACAAUGUAUCUGCUCUACAGAAUCACCCUGCUUAAAGGACUUUAUAAUGCCAUUUAUAUUAAUGUGAUACAGCAUGAUGUGUUACAAAGGGAGCUUUAAUUAUGAGGACAAUCAUUUUAUAUUUAAGUGUAAAAUCAACAGGUGUUUUGUCAGUUAAUCUGUACUAUUGUAGAGUUUGAACCUGUAUUGGAGUAUUUUUUACAUUGAGGCCUCUCGCUGUUUUCUUAAGUUACCUCCAUUAUAAAUAUUAAGUCAGUGAACUACUCCAGUGUUUUAAAAAAUACACCAUUUAAGUGAAACAGCUAGUGCUGCUUUACUGCAUUCUUGUAAAGAACCACUGUAAAUCCAAAUGUUUGUUUCCCCUUUUUCAGAGUGGAGCAGGACCCUCACCAAGAGGAAAGAAAGGCCCAUCCCACACUCCAAAACAACAUCGAGACAGAGGCAUAGAUUUCUACUUUUCCAAGAGCAAAAACCUGUGA